AUGCCGAAGACGACACGUGAGUUCCGGGACUACGUACGGGACUUCACCCGGGGAAAGCCGAUGUACCAGAUAGUUAAAGGUGGCAACUCCACCAACUACAUCACCGUCAGGAUGGCGACUCCCGUUCCUGUGACUCAACCGGCUCCCGGAUACAUCCAACCCAACUCGCCAGGUUACCAGAACGUGCAACCGGGGCUUCACCGACAGAGCCCUCCGGCGACACCACCCCCUCAAGCCCGUGGUCAGAUCGAACAGACUUGGGCGGCAAUGGCGGCGAUGAACCUGAAUGGAGCCCCAACAGGGAUCAUGGUCACGCCGCCAGCCUAUGGAAAUAGCGGCCAACCGAGUCAGCCUCGGAGCCCCGGCUACGGCCAACCACAGAGCCAGGGUUACUCCGGCUAUGGCCAGCCCCAUCAGGGCUACAGCCAGCCUCGGAGCCCCGGCUAUGGCCAGCCCCAACAGGGCUAUGGCCAGAACUCCGGCUUCGGCCAACCUCAGAACCAGGGGUACGGCUUCGGAGGCGGAUAUGGACGCGGUGGAGAUUCACAAUAUGGUGGCUCCGGCGGAAGACGUGGCGGCGGGAAUCGCGGCCGCGGAAACUUCGGCAACCGCGCGGGUGGAGGCGGCCAGCCCCAGAAUGUGCAACGGCAGCCUCGGACACCACAGCAGGAGGCUCGCCAGCAGGCAACCUACGUCGAUCGGAUGGAAGCCAAGUUCUUUCAGUGGACCCAGGACGGAAUAUUUUCCUGCGGUCACUGCCUAUGGGGCAACCACAACCAAGCAGAGUUGUGGCUAUGCCAACCUCCGGCUGGAAGACAACCCAAACCGGAGAUGGUACCUGGACUGGAGGUACCGGUACGAUAA
Molecule: messenger RNA, 864 nt
Organism: Paramacrobiotus metropolitanus
Lineage: Eukaryota; Metazoa; Tardigrada; Eutardigrada; Parachela; Macrobiotidae
Product: RNA-binding protein FUS-like
Exons: 1
Coding region: 1-864 (287 amino acids)
Source: RefSeq, a predicted model, not a curated record